AUGGCUGAAGAUGCAAGCUCAAACAGUGCCCAAGAAGCACUGUUUGCAAAAAUCGGGGCUGUACACACGGCAGUUUGGAGCACUCUCGCAGUUAUUUUAAUAGGUACAUUAAUCAACAGAUUGACUGGCUUGCGAUAUCCUGCCAGUCUGCCUCGUAUUCGCGAAAAGAAAGGGACGACAACUUUCAGUCUUCGAACGCGUCUUGCAUAUUAUACAGACGCGAAAAAGCUCUAUCGAGAUGCUUAUGAACAAUACUCGAAGAAAGGCAAAACUUGCUUGAUCCCAGGCCUAGGCUUCAAAACUGAUGUGAUUGUACCCGGUGCAGCCAUUCGAUGGAUCACUUCGCAGCCGGAUUCGGUUCUGAGCUACGUGGAGUCUGCUCUUGAUAUUGAUCAAAUUGAGCAUAGUGUGGGUCAUCGGAAGUUUGUCGAGGAUGGCUGGCAAAGCACUGUUUUGCGGCGAGAUCUGAAUUCCAAUCUGGAAACAGUAGCUCCAGAUGUGUGGGAUGAGACUUGUGCGGCGAUUGAUUAUCGUUUUGGUGACAGCACGACGAAAUUCAAAACAGUACACCUCUAUGACAGUAUGAAGUUGAUAAUUGCGCAAGCUUCAAGUCGCUUCACUGUCAGCAGACCAUUGUGUAGAAACGAGGCAUACUUGAAGAAUAGCAUUGAGUAUUCGGAUUGGUUUGUUAUCGAGGCUGGCCUCAUUGGUAUUCUUCCGAAAAGCUGGCGUCAUUAUUUUGGAUCAACUCUCGCUUUGCCUAUGCGAUACUAUGAGUAUUUCAUCAAACGAGAGCUGAAGUCGACGAUCAAGGAAAGAAUGGAGCUGCUCGAAACUCAGAGCGAGGGCCCGGAGCCUCUUGACCACCUUCAGAUGAUGCUGAAGUUCGCCCGAAAGAAUCGUCCUCAGGAAUACAAUGUCAACGACAUGGUCAAACGUGUUAGCAUCUCAAAUAUCGGAUCGAUUCAUCAGUCAAGCAUCGCGAUCACUAACGCCAUCUUUAAUAUCCUCGAAUCAGACGCCAAGUACGACACAAUUGCUCAAAUCCGCACAGAAAUCUCAGAGUUCUUCGCCGAAGGUGGUAACUGGACAAAAGCCAGUAUUGCGAAAAUGUACAAACUCGACAGCAUCAUCCGCGAAACCCUCCGAAUCAACUCUUUCGGCAAUCGUGGCGUCAUGCGACAAGUCAACGUCGACAACCUCGUCACCGAAGACGGUUUCCUCCUCCCCAAAGGCGCUGAAGUGUCAAUCCUGGGUCACCCCGCCGCGACUGACCCAGACGUGUUUCCCAACCCUGACGAAUUCGAUCCAUUCCGCUUUUCCCGCCUCCGCGAAGCUUCCAAAGAUAGCAGUUCGCAGUACGCGUUUGUAUCGACAGGACCUACGCAUCUCGCGUUCGGACAUGGCAAACACGCGUGUCCUGGGCGGUUCAUUCUGGAUUUCGAGCUGAAAAUGGCACUAUGUGCGGUUUUUGGGCGGUAUGAGCUCAAGUUCCCGGCGGAAUAUAAGGGAAAGCGGCCUCCGCUUAAGUGGGUUGCCGAGGCGCAGAUGUUGCCUAGUUGGGGGGACGUAGUAGUAAGGAAGUUGGAGGAGGGCCUUUGCUGA
This is a messenger RNA of Glarea lozoyensis ATCC 20868, 1605 nucleotides long. RefSeq names its product Cytochrome P450. Gene Ontology annotation, molecular function: monooxygenase activity; heme binding; iron ion binding. The transcript is spliced from 3 exons. The coding region runs from base 1 to 1605 and encodes 534 amino acids. The record is from RefSeq and is a predicted model, not a curated record. Lineage: Eukaryota; Fungi; Ascomycota; Leotiomycetes; Helotiales; Helotiaceae.